Messenger RNA from Apis laboriosa (Himalayan honeybee), 1380 nucleotides. Its product is annotated as sialin-like. NCBI's taxonomy places the organism in Eukaryota, Metazoa, Arthropoda, Insecta, Hymenoptera, Apidae. The record is from RefSeq and is a predicted model, not a curated record. Gene Ontology annotation, molecular function: transmembrane transporter activity. Bases 1 to 1380 code for a protein of 459 amino acids. The transcript has 6 exons. Gene Ontology annotation, biological process: monoatomic anion transport; transmembrane transport.
AUGGUGGGAUACGUGAGAUAUAUAUUUGCAUUAAUGAUCUGCAUCGCGAACAUGAUCAUCUACGGGCUGAAAGUUAACAUAACCGUAGCUAUCGUAGGCAUGAUUAAAUAUAAAGAUGAUAGAAACGACGCGUCGGAGGAAUGUGAUUUUGAACCUAUAGCCCAAAUUAUCGAUAUAGAGGGUCCGUUCAAAUGGACUUCGACGCAACAAAGUUUUGUUAUUAGUUCUUAUUUCAUCGGUUAUUUAGUAGGCAUGUUUCCAUGCGGAUAUUUCGCAGAUCGUUUCAACACGAAGACCGUUCUGCUGAUCUGCGUAUUGGGAAACGCGAUUCUCACGAUCAUAGUGCCAUUAGUGGCGCCCGUGUUGUGGAUACUUUACCUUACGAGAUUCGUGAUGGGUGUUGUGAGCGCACCGAAUCUUCCUAUCGUUUCUAUCCUUGUUGGGAAAUGGAUCGUUUACGAGGAGAAGAGUUUAUGGUUCGGUAUUAUUUAUUCCGGCAUAUCGAUUGGCACGGUGAUCUCUAUCCUGACGUCCGGAAUGAUACUGCACGCCCUCGGAUGGAAGGAGAUCUUUUACAUACACGGUUUCCUUCCGUUAAUCUGGUGCUUUGUAUUCUACAUAUUCUUCAGCGAUAAUCCGGAAACUCAAGUGUACAUAACAAAGGAGGAGAGAGAGUACAUCACAAGCUCGUACGGGCAUCGUGGCCUUGAAUCGAUAGAUAUGAAGGUACCGUGGAAAGCCAUUUUCACGUCGGUCCCAUUUGUGGCCCUGAUUUUCACCAAUUUAUUCGGAAAUUUUGUCUGGUACUUCUUGCUCACGCAGCUACCAUUGUACAUGAACAAGAUUCUGAGAUUCGACAUUCAGUCUAACGCAGUUCUAAGUUGCUUGCCGUAUCUCUUAAGCGCAAUAGUGAAUCCGAUUUUGGGAGAAAUACUGGAUUGGGGCAGACUGAGGAAUUAUUGGGAUCAGACAAUGGCGCGAAAGAUCGUAAUGUUUUUAAGCAACAUCCCACCCUGCAUUUCCCUCCUUAUUAUCGCUUAUAUCGGUUGCUAUCGGACAGUAGUCGUCGUACUGUUGAUAUUGAGCAUGACGUUUACCGGUACAAGUUUCGUCGGAUUUCUUUGCAACCACAACGAUUUGGCGCCAAAUUAUGCAGGAAUUUUGAUGGGUAUAACGAAUACUCCAGGAACACUUCCAGCCUUUAUUUUCCCUGCUAUAGUGAGCCUAUUUACGCAUGACGGGCACACUAUGGAACGAUGGAAAUAUCCAUUUUGGCUGGCUGUUAUUGGACAGAUGAUUGGGUUCGUUGUGUUCACCGUCUUUGGAUCGGCAGAGAUUCAAGAAUGGAAUUACUAUGGGGUAGAAACGGAAGAAAAUUAG